Camelus dromedarius (Arabian camel) is the source of this 6504-nucleotide messenger RNA. RefSeq names its product zinc finger DHHC-type palmitoyltransferase 15 (gene ZDHHC15). Bases 245 to 1258 code for a protein of 337 amino acids. The record is from RefSeq and is a predicted model, not a curated record. NCBI's taxonomy places the organism in Eukaryota, Metazoa, Chordata, Mammalia, Artiodactyla, Camelidae. Gene Ontology annotation, molecular function: palmitoyltransferase activity. The transcript is spliced from 12 exons.
ACUGCCUGACGGAUCACCUUCCGCUCCAACACAGCCAGUUCCUCCUUGCCGUGACUCAUGCCUAUUGUGCCAGGCAGGGCGCACUCUGCCCUGCAGCCCCACAGGUGGUGUCGACUUGGGGAGACGGUUCCCGCCAGGCUAGGCAGUGGAGCGCCGCACAACGCGCCUUCCCGCCUCCCAGCUGCUGCCCUAGCAGUUCCGACCCAGCGCCAGCAGGCCUGCUCGGUCGAUCUUCGAGCCGAAGAUGCGGCGGGGCUGGAAGAUGGCUCUGUCCGGGGGGCUACGGUGCUGCCGCCGGGUACUUUCCUGGGUGCCAGUGCUUGUUAUCGUCCUCGUCGUGCUCUGGUCCUACUAUGCCUACGUCUUUGAACUCUGCCUGGUGACUGUUUUGAGCCCAGCAGAAAAAGUAAUCUACCUCAUAUUCUACCAUGCCAUCUUCGUGUUCUUUACCUGGACCUACUGGAAGUCUAUUUUUACACUCCCACAGCAGCCAAGCCAGAAGUUCCACUUGUCCUAUACAGACAAGGAGCGCUAUGAAAAUGAAGAGAGACCUGAGGUCCAGAAGCAGAUGCUCGUUGAUAUGGCCAAGAAGCUACCAGUUUACACAAGAACUGGGAGUGGAGCUGUAAGAUUCUGUGACCGGUGCCAUUUGAUCAAGCCAGAUCGCUGCCACCACUGCUCUGUCUGUGCCAUGUGUGUAUUAAAGAUGGACCACCAUUGUCCUUGGGUUAAUAACUGCAUUGGAUUUUCCAACUACAAAUUCUUCCUUCAGUUCUUAGCUUAUUCUGUUCUCUACUGCCUGUAUAUUGCUACAACGGUCUUCAGCUAUUUCAUCAAAUACUGGAGAGGGGAAUUACCCAGUGUUCGCUCUAAGUUCCAUGUCCUUUUCCUCCUCUUUGUGGCCUGCAUGUUUUUUGUCAGCCUUGUGAUUCUCUUUGGUUACCAUUGUUGGCUUGUCAGCAGAAACAAAACCACCUUAGAGGCCUUCUGUACUCCUGUGUUUACAAGUGGCCCAGAGAAAAAUGGGUUCAACCUUGGCUUCAUCAAAAAUAUACAGCAGGUGUUUGGAGAUAACAAGAAGUUCUGGUUAAUACCUAUUGGGUCCAGCCCUGGUGAUGGACACUCCUUCCCUAUGAGGUCUAUGAAUGAGUCACAGAACCCAUUGCUAGCAAAUGAAGAGCCCUGGGAAGACAAUGAGGAUGACAACCGAGAUUAUCCGGAAGGAACAUCAUCUCUUGCUGUGGAAACAGAGACGUAGCACUUUUCACACUUCCUGCAUCUCUCAAAAAGGACACUUCCAUCUCCCAUGAGGCUUACAGAGUUCAAUGUUGGGAACCAUUCUAAUCUUCAAAAUAAGUCACCACGGCAGAUUGCAAGCUUCACAAUUUGAAAGCAUUCAUCAAAUACUUGCUGUGCAGAUCGAUGUUUCAGGACUUUUCAAGUUAUUUAAUUUAAUAACUGAACUCAACAAUCUGGUAGCAGUUAAUUCAAGCCAGUUGUUCCCUCACCACAUCUGUGAAAGCCUAAAUGUAACAUACAUAUCUUUCCAGAGGCUCUUCUUCAUUCUACUUGUCAGGUAAAGGGGUAUUCAGAAGACUUCCUUGGAGUCUCUACCUUCCCUAGAAAGACUGUUAAUCAUAUCUAUAGGGUCUUUGCUGUAUUGAGAGGAAUCAGAUUGCUCUUGCUGCUUGUGUACAUGUGCAUUUAUAAGCACGCAUAUGUGCAGCAUAUUUACAUAAAAUUCUGCUGUGGUGUUGUGAAAAUCAAGGCUUGAAAAAUCUGAAAUUUUUAUUCAAUCAUAUUUUCUUCCUAAAUAGCUAAUUUAAAUAUUUGCUAAGCUGUGAACACCUUCCCUAUAAGAGGUGCAUAAAAUUCAAGAGGGAGAUUCAAAACACUGUGAUCAAUGUCCUCGAAUUGGGAAUUGAACAACAAUGUAAAACCUGUUCUCUGUCAUAGAGGUAUGGUGUUCCUGAAAGCACCACAGCUAAUACAGGCGAUCAGAUUAGAUAAGAUUUCCACUUUAUUUAACAUAAUGAUUGGUGUUUUAAAGACUUUUAAUGCCAAGCUGUGGUAAAAUUCUCCAAUAACUUUUACUUUUUUCUCUGCUACCUAGCUUUAUUUUAACCUUUAUGAAACAAGAACUAUAAGCCUAAGUUAUGGACCAUUGGUUUUGUUAAGGGGUUUAAGGGUGACUUUCAUGUUUAAUUACAAUACUGUUAAUAAGGUAAAGUUUCACAGUUGAAAUUAGCCUAAGGAUUAGCACUAAAGAUGUGUGUUUUCACAACAGGGAUUAGUGUACAGAUAGUGGAAACCGAAUAGUAAUAUGUCAAUUCUUUCUCUUUCUCUCUCUCUCUCUUUUCUAGUUUCAAUAGUAGUGUAGCCAUUAAGAUAGUUUACAUCCAUUUCCCAAUUUAUUUAUAAUAAGCCUUUCUUUUAGUCCUAGUGCCUGAAUGAGUAUGGACACUAAUGCUGCUUCUCUAUAAUAAUAAUAAUAACACCUAAGGGUAUUGACGUUUUUCAUUUCUGUCAGUGCUCUAGAACCCAGCUGCUAACAAUAGAAGUCCCAACUCUUACAUAAAUUAGUGAAAGUUAGAGACAUCUUAUUGAUAGCAAGUUAUUGAGCUCCUAGAGGGAUGCUAUGUUUGUGAAACUAUUCCCCCUGAAACUUUUUGAGUAAAAAAGAGUGGUCUGCCACAAACAAUUCAGUGUUCAGGCCCCAGUGGAGCUGUGAAUGUGAGCAAUCUAGCUACUUAAAGCAAUGAAAGGCCUGUUCAUUUGGAUCCUGUAGGUAAUUUUGGUCAAGGUAAGACUUUCAGCAUAAAUUAAAUGGAUUGUAGUCAGCAUUCCAUUUGAGGGAAUACUAGACAUGACUAAAUCUAUUAGGGCCAGGGACUGUUUCUCAAACUCAGAUGCUGAGAAGCAGCCUAGUAGACUAUGCACAGAGUUUCAUGAUGAAAUCAUGUAUGUUCAGAUGGGAAGAUUUUUCCCCUUCCUCUUUCCCUUCAAAACACUCUCUUGCUUGGGUUUAUCUUGAAAGCUUAUUUGAUCAUCCAUAUGGUCUUAUGUUUGCCAAGCCUUGCCUUAUAUUCAUAUAGAAAUGCACCUCUCCUAAAGGUAGGGCCAUUGCCUACACCACAGCCAGUAGGCCUCAAAGCAAUCCUUCCCUUUCCCAUCCAUCAUCUUCUGCCUAGGAUUUAGGCAGAGUAGCUGCUAACUAUGAUUCAAAGUCAGGAAGGAAUCAAGAACUUGUUUGAUGAAUAGAGUGUAUUAGCACUCAGGACUCAUAGAAAUCAGGUGAUAAAAGACAGUGUCAGGAAACUACAAAGAAGCACUGGAAGGGUAAAGCUCAGGAAAGCUAUAAUGCAAAGAUGAUUAUUUAAUGUCUUACAGACUUAAACUGUCUUCAAAAGGCCAAAUAAAUCUGGGUUUUACCUGGGGGCUUAGGGAAAUAAAGAAACCCUAUUCCUAUCUCUGAACCCUGAUUCCACUAGUUUACAGACUCUGAUACAACCUCAUUAUAGAUCAUUGAGUAUUGACUUCUGUACCUAAACACCUCCCCAAUUGGUUGACUACUUAUAAAGAAGACAGAGAGGUUUGUUUGAUAAUUAGCAUACCCUGAUCUGGCUCCUUUGCUUGCUUUUCAUUGGGGUCAUGUUCAGUAACCUUUGUGGGAUCUCAUUUCCCAAUCUUUGGUACCUAUCUUUUCCAUUUGCAAAACAAAGACACUCAUUGUUAGGAUCCUACGGGUGAAAGGUGCUAUGUAACUCCCCAGUGCUCUUAUAUAUCCUUCAAUGCAGGACUGGAAUGAAAAGUAUAACCAGACAGUAUUUCUAAACAAAUCAGUGUGCUCCUUUCUUUCUUUCAUGCUCUCAUUGCUGAUUUGUUCUUGCAGAGCUUUGAGUACUUUAUUAAUGUUCCCUCUUUCAUUCCAACAAUGUCCUUGGAAAGAGGCAGAAUAGAAUUAUUUUCCCCAUGUACAACCCAAAAAAUUGAGGGCAGUGAAAGAAAUGAAAUGCUCUCCAAAUGCACAUAGCUGUCUGGGACAGAACUCAGUUGCCGUGUCCAGUGCGCUGCUAGAGUGACUUGUCUUCCUAGUACUGGAAUAACCACAAAGAGGCUUAGAACACUGACAGCAAUUAGGGUGAAACCACAUUGCAGAAGAGUCCUACACUGUCCAGAAUCUGAAAAUAUGCAAUUUAUACAUUUCUUAUUUUGUAUGUGAUAGAAAUGUAAUAUGUACCUCUUUCCCUCUCUGGCCCCAUGUAACACAUAUAUUUCAAACUAUGUAGCAUCAGCCAGUGCCAUUAUGUCUUCUGGCUCCCAUAGAGCCCACUCCCAGGGCUAUCUUUGCCAGAGAAAAGAAUGUGCUUCCCCAUGUUUAUGCCAAAUUAUAUGAAGUGUAGACACUGAGGUUAAUGGAGAUAUAAGCACAAUCCUAGCAGGUAUGUUUUAAGAAUAUUGAAUAUACAUUAUUGUAAUGUGCAUCUGAAAUUGAACAUGGCCCAAAUUCAUAGGAAUGUAACAGUCAUGCAAAGCCUACCCCUUUCACCUCUCAUUUUAUACACACACUACCCCCCAAAGCAGGCUGCCUGGUUAUCAGGAGCAAAAAAUUUAAAGGAAUGAGUUUCUGUCCUCUCCUUUUAGAAAAAUGUCCUACAGUCACUGCAAGUGAAAAACUUUCAAUUCUUACAUUCUAGAACUUCUGUUCUCAGAGUAGCUAAAGUAUUCAGUUGGUGCAAAAGACAUGUUCUGUGCUUCUGUCAGGGUCACAGAAGUUAUGUGAGAAGAUUGUUAGACCUUUCCACAAGUCUAAUGUUCUUAGAAAAUUCAUGAAUUCCAUCCAAUCAGUGGGAAAUGGUUUAUGAGGUAUGAUACGUCUGCAUUUCUUUAACCGUAGCUGUAAUGUACCAUAUUAAAUUAUAGUCUUUUGCAUGCAAGUAUUAUGUAAUAUAAUAAUGAACAGAUGGCUCCUAAUAGCAUGCAAUCCAUGACUGUUUACUUCCCCAAAAGGGCUAGGGCUGUGUCCCCCACAGUGUUCAAAAUUAUUAAAUGUAUUCUUUGUAGCAGCCUGGUAUUUGGCCAUCAGCAGAUUGAGUUAGACAAUGAAUGCAAUAUAUCAGGAAAUAGAUUCUUAAUUAGGGAAUGGUGUUAAAGUGAAAAAAUAAGAUAAGAUGCAUUUAAGGAAUAAUGGCUGUCAUCUCGCUGGCUAAAUCAGUAAAGGAACGCAACAGGAAAGCUGGUACUGGGUCUUGGUAAUAUACAAAAUGCAUUGGAGAGCCAGAAAAAGAAAAGCACUGGGGACCUUAGUAGUUAAGCGCAAGUUGCCAACUUGCUACAAAUCCUUUUUUUGACCAAUCUGCUCAUAUUGUAUAUAGUAUUCUUAAAACCAUGUGUCUUGCUACAAAAAUACUCAUAAAUACUGACCAGCUUUAUCUUCCUAUGUCUUUUAUUAAAAGCAUAUGCAUAAAAUUGUCAUUUCUUUUAUAUAUUAUGGUAAUGUUAAUGUUGGCAAAGCCUAAAAUUUCAGACAACUUUGAUGGAACUUUCUAUACGUCUUAUUCAUGGGUUUAUAGUGGAGUUAAUUCACUCCCAGGUUGAUUGGUAUGUAUGGUAUGUAUACUCUUCUGUAACAUCUUCCAGACACCCGCGCCAUCCCCAUGCUCAGUAUUUCUCUCUUAUGAUCCUACGUGGAUAUGAGUUGGGAAAUUAGCAGCAAUGGCUUUUAGAACAGUGACUAGUCUAAUGUCACUUAAUUAUGUUCAGUCACUGCUCAGCCUCACACACAUUUAUCUUUCCCUCUGUUAUUGUGGUAAGUAAAAAGAAAAAGAAAGAAUUUGUGUGCCUAAAGGUGAUAUGAACUCUGGUUUGCUUUUUCUUGCACUGAAAACUAUGUUUAUUAUUCUCCAGAUGCAUGUCACCUGAAGAAAGAAUACAAUGAUCCUGAGAAAAGAUUAAAGUGGUCCACUUGCUCCUAAGUUAUACAUAACCUUCAGAGAAAUAUUUGGAGUGACCCUUAUUAAGUAAGCCUCAAAUAAGUUUCCCUUUAACAGAUGUUCCAUUUACACAAAAAAAUCCUUUUCAGACAGAAUUAGUCAACAAGAAAGCAGAAGUCACUGAAUGUGUAGGGCACUGAAAGCUGAAGUUUGGAACAAUAAUUGCUGACCAUGACUAAAUGAUAAUGGAAAACUUAAAUCACUUCGGGGAGGCCCAACCCAUAGAGGUCAGACUUAAACCAGAAAGAAGUAUUUUAUUCCAGCUAAGCUUAAUUAAAAAUUACUUACUCAAAACAUCUCAGCUGAAAAUCCCAUUUCAUUUAUUCCAAUGCAUAAGCUACCAACAGCUUUAGUCUGCACCACAAGCACAAUAUAAAAAAUUCAAAUACUAGAAACAAAGGACAACUAAUUUCUAUCUAGAUUGAGAAAAAGGCAUAAAAGAGUAGACUUUUAUACAAGAAUCUUAUUUAGGUAGAGGUUACUAAGGAAAGUCAAGGUAUAGACAUUUAAA